CUUCCAGUCUGGAUUUUAAGAGUUUGUGAGUGGCUUUUAAAAAAAUGGGGAGCGAUGUGGUGGAGAUAUUUAAGGAGGACAAGUGCCAAACGAUGCAUUCUGAAGAAUGUUUGCCAAACUUCACAUGGCAGCCUGAGGUCUACAAUUACACGCUGAAUGAAAGCUGGCCCCCGGAGCCCAUGUCUCCUAUCAUCCCCAUCAUAACUACCUUGUACUCGGUAGUGUUCGUGGUGGGGUUAGUGGGAAACUGCCUAGUAAUGUAUGUCAUCAUCAGAUACACAAAAAUGAAGACUGCUACCAAUAUCUACAUCUUUAACCUGGCUAUGGCGGAUGCUCUUGUGACAACCACAAUGCCCUUCCAGAGCACGGACUACCUGCUCAACUCGUGGCCUUUUGGUGAAGUGGUCUGUAAAGUCUUCAUCUCCAUCGACUACUACAACAUGUUCACCAGUAUCUUCACCCUGACCAUGAUGAGUGUGGACCGGUAUGUGGCAGUGUGCCACCCUGUGAAGGCCCUGGACUUCCGGACACCUCUCAAGGCCAAGAUCAUCAACAUCUUCAUCUGGGUCCUGUCCUCGGCGGCCGGCAUUCCUGCCAUGGUUUUGGGAAGCACUCAGACCAAUAAUGGCACGACCGAGUGCGCCCUGCAGUUCCCUGAGCCCUACCGCUACUGGGACACCCUGAUGAAGAUCUGCGUGUUCAUCUUCGGCUUCGUGGCGCCCCUCCUCAUCAUCACCGUGUGCUACACCCUCAUGGUGCUGCGUCUGCAGAGCGUGAGGCUGCUGUCUGGCUCGCGGGAGAAGGACCGCAACCUGCGCCGCAUCACGCGCCUGGUGCUGGUGGUGGUGGCCGUGUUCGUCGUCUGCUGGACGCCCAUACACAUCUUCAUCCUGGUCAAGGCCCUCAUGCCCGGCGGCGUGCCCGAGACCACCGAGGUCAUGGCGGCCUACUUCUUCUGCGUGGCCCUGGGAUACACCAACAGCAGCCUGAACCCCAUCCUCUACGCCUUCCUGGACGAGAACUUCAAGAGGUGCUUCCGUGACUUCUGCUGCCCCGGGGUCGGGCGGGGCUCGGGGGGGGACACGUACGGGGUGAGCCGCGUGAGGAGCACGCUGAGGGAGCACGCCUGCACAGCAGAUGGGCGCGGCGGGGAGGCAGGGGGCCAGGGGGGAGGAGGAGGAGGAGGACAGGGGCGGCCCGUAUGA
Molecule: messenger RNA, 1205 nt
Organism: Engraulis encrasicolus (European anchovy)
Lineage: Eukaryota; Metazoa; Chordata; Actinopteri; Clupeiformes; Engraulidae
Gene: oprk1
Product: opioid receptor, kappa 1
Exons: 4
Coding region: 45-1205 (386 amino acids)
Biological process (GO): sensory perception of pain; neuropeptide signaling pathway; G protein-coupled opioid receptor signaling pathway
Cellular component (GO): plasma membrane; neuron projection
Molecular function (GO): neuropeptide binding; dynorphin receptor activity
Source: RefSeq, a predicted model, not a curated record